AUGUUCAUUAAGGGCAUGUUGUUGCCAGACUUGGCGAAUCAAUAAUUUUGGAAUUUUUAUCAGCAUACGAAAUUAAUACUGCAAGGUUUUUGGAUGUGGGAUAUUGAUGAUAGAUAAACAGACAGACAAGUAUUAACAGUAGCACCUGACAGGAUGACUGAAAUAGUCAUUUAUGAUGGUAAUGCCCAAGCUAAAAUAUUACCAAUUUUAAAUCUUCUUUAUGUUAAUAAUGUUAAUAAUUAAAAAAAUAUUUUUCACAUAUUUAGUUUUAAUUAAUAUAAAUUAAUUUAAAAAUGA
Molecule: messenger RNA, 297 nt
Organism: Paramecium pentaurelia
Lineage: Eukaryota; Ciliophora; Oligohymenophorea; Peniculida; Parameciidae
Source: the annotation of a GenBank genome assembly